This is a messenger RNA of Gaeumannomyces tritici R3-111a-1, 945 nucleotides long. Its product is annotated as riboflavin biosynthesis protein Rib7. The transcript has a single exon. Gene Ontology annotation, molecular function: 5-amino-6-(5-phosphoribosylamino)uracil reductase activity. The record is from RefSeq and is a predicted model, not a curated record. Bases 1 to 945 code for a protein of 314 amino acids. Gene Ontology annotation, biological process: riboflavin biosynthetic process. NCBI's taxonomy places the organism in Eukaryota, Fungi, Ascomycota, Sordariomycetes, Magnaporthales, Magnaporthaceae.
AUGACUGAGUGGUUGAUCUUCCCAUCCGGAGAUGCCGCAAAGCUCGAGCGUCGUCUACCGCCAGUCACGCCAGAAGGGCGUGGGAGUGGAGGGGUUCCCGUGCGGGCGGAGGAACCCGAGGGGGGGUCGGCGGCGGCAUCACCACCAACAGGCGGAAAGAACACCACACCGGCCGCUCGUCCCUUCGUGACGUUGACGUUUGCUACCUCGCUCGACUCCUCCCUGGCGCUAGCCCCAGGCGUUAGGACUGCCAUCUCGGGCCCCGAGUCCAAGGCCAUGACGCACUUUUUGCGCAGCCGCCACGACGCCAUCCUGGUGGGAGCGGGAACGGCCGUGGCUGACGACCCGGGGCUCAACUGUCGCCUGGCCGCCUCACCCCGCCGCGGCGCCCGGAGGCCAGAGCACCAGCCGCGCCCUGUAGUCGUGGACCCGCGCGGCCGUUGGCACUUCUCGGAAGAGAGCAAAGUGAUGCGAUUGGUAGAUUCUAGUGCCGGUCUGGCUCCUUUCAUCAUCAUCACCCCUGCCGCCCUUGACGAGGUCCCAGCCGAGAGAAGGGCCGUACUGGAAAGCCGCGGCGGAAAGUAUAUAGUGCUGGGGCAAGACCAGGUACAGAGCCACAUGGCGGGCGCGGAGGGCCCCAACACGGGGGUUUGGGAUUGGUCUGGCAUAUUAUCCGUCAUAUAUGCGGAAGGGAUUCAGAGUCUCAUGAUCGAGGGUGGUGGCGGCGUGAUCAACACGCUCCUGGAGGGCCAGCGCAACAGGGCAUUGGUGGACUCGGUCAUCAUCACCAUCGCCCCAACCUGGCUUGGCCCAGGCGGGGUCGUUGUGUCCCCGGCUAGGGAGCUCGACGCCAAUGGCGUCCCAGCUCCAGCCCUGCGACUCGCCGACGUGUCGUGGCACCAACUUGGCGACGACAUGGUGCUUUGCGGGAACAUGGGGUGCUGA